GAUCCAUUUUCUGUUGUUGUGACAUUUUGGAUUUUGCUGUAUUCGGGUUUCAGUACCUACCUACCUAAAACUAAACCUCUUGCAGGGAAGUGGGACUUUGUGAAAAGAAUUUGCAAUGGAAUGAAUUGUUUAUUAUCCGUAUUUAUAUUCAUUUAAAUAUAAAAUAGUGAUGAAUAGGCACACCAAUGACUUAUGAAAGAAAUGUGAUUUACGCUUUCAGAAUAUACACAAUGGGUUGAAAAAGCAACUGUGUGCGGCAUUUACUCUUCACUUUUUGUACACGUUACUUUACAGAUCUAUUUCACAAUCGUUUAGUUUGAAUUUAUCGAAAAUGGAGUUAGAUGUAUCACCCGUCGAAAGUAUGGACAUGGAAUAUUCAGACAAUUCCUCUGAUAAUAAAUACUUGACAUGCAGUACGAAUGAGCAAUAUACUGUCAUUCGCAUUCCACAAGAUAAUGAAAAGCCUAGUAAACAUUCCUCUAAAAAACAGUCGAAACGAAGAAAAAAAAGUUCAAACCACUCCAGGCCUUUACCAAGAAUCAUAGUAAAACCUUUGCCUCCACCUCCACCGACCGAAAACAGGGAAUGGACGGCCGCUUCAACAUGUACUGAACCAUCUUCAUCAAAUAAACCAUCAACAAUGCGUGAAGUGCUGGCUAGUAUACCAGGAUUUUGUUUAAAACCAAGAAAAAGAAGUGGAAAGAAACUGUCCACAGCCGCCCAAUUACAACAAACCAGAGAAGGUUGUAUUGACUUAGAAACACCCGACUCUAUACUUGUUAAUACUAAUAUUAGGCAAUUAUUGAAUAAACAUACAUUUUCACUAUUGCCUCCUUUGUAUCAGUGUAAACUUGGACAAUUACUUCCUAACGUUGAUAGGAUCAGUUCUUCCGGAAGGUUAAGUUCAUCUAGUCUUAAUAAUGAGUUUUUUGCCCGUGCUUGCUUGGAAUGGCAAGAAGGUCUUUCAGGAGGUGAAUUUACACCAGAAAAUCAGCAGAAAAUGAAGACUGAAGCAGAAAAAGAAAAAAGUAAGAUUGAUCCUUGGAAGCUUAAGCAUUUUGAGCCAUUUUGGGGUGAAAAAUCAAGAAAAGAAAAAUCUUCAUCAAAUGUAAAUUCAGAACGGCCAUCAUUAAAAACCACAAUCAAACUAAGACCAACAGCAUCAAUAACUAGCAGCAGUACUGUACCAAAAGUUAAAAAAAGUAAAUCAUCAAGUAACAGCAAGAGAAUGCGCUCUGUUGGAGCUGUGACACGCUCCUCCGCAAAAGUUGAAGAAAAUGAUGAAGAAUGUAGUAUAGCAACUAACAAAACUGCAGCUCCAAUACCAGAUUUGUUGCCUAUUAAAAAUGCUAGGGGGCACAAUCAUGGCUAUGUUGAAUUUCCAAUGGAUUUUAGUUUUUCAGAUUCAUCUGUAGCUAGAACUGAUGACACUGUGUCAACUACACCUGUUGAUCCUCUUCUACUUCCAGAUAGUGAAAGUGAAAUUAAACAAGAUCUAGAUAUGACUGUAGUCAAAAUAGAAGAAAGUAGUACAUCAAAAGAUUAUGAAGAAGAUAAGUGCAAUGAUUCAGAUACUAAUUUUGCUGAAUGUAAUAAAAGAUUAAGCAGUGACGAUGAAGAGUAUAGAUUUUCAAAAAGAUUAAGGUAUGAAGAAGAUCCUACAACUCCUAAACACUUUGAAGAGGUAAAGUGCACAGCUUCUGAUAAUGAAUCUCUUGAAUGCAUAAAGAGAAUAAACAAUGAUUGUGAUAAAUACUCAUUUUCUAAGAAAAUAAGAUUUGAGGCUAAUAAUGCUUUCAUUACAAAGCAUGCAGAAAAACCAACAAAUUGCAAUGGUUCUGAUAUAGACACUAAUGAAAAUGCAGACCAAUUAUAUCAAAACAAUGAUAAUGAUUACCCAGACCAUGAUAUAGGUGACACAAAUAGUGAAGACAGCAAGGCUACUACAUCUGCUUAUGAGUAUGAUGAGCGAAGUGUUUCUUCUAUAUCCAGUUUAAAAAUAGAGGCCCACCUUAAUAAUGUUUCUAUUGUCAAUGAGACCAAUGACAGUGAAAGAGAAUAUGAAGUAAAACAUGCUCAAGAAAGCACUAGCACUGAAAGAGAAACAAGUGAAAACAACAGAAAUAAAUUUGUACCUGAACUAUCUGAAAACAGUGAAAAUGUUUACCUUAAUGACAUUCCUGCACAACCUAAAACAUCUCCAAAAAGAACUAAAGAUGAAGUAGAUGAUGAAUCCUAUGAAAAUAUUGAAAUGAUAAAAGAUGCUGAUGAUAAAACCCUUGUUCAUCAGAAUGUAGAGGGAAUAGACUUGCAAAAUGAUGAUACUGAAACUGUUCAUAAGUCUCCUGAUAAAUGUAAAGGUUUACAAGAUGCUCCCAACUACUAUGAUGAACACUUUAAGGAUGCAGAGUCAUUUAUUUUAGAGACUGGUGGCUUACCUAUUAUUUCAUCUCAGAGUGAAGAUGUAAAAUAUACAUCCCAGCCUAAUUUUAUGGAACUGACAUCUUACAUGAGUGAAACAAAUGCUACUGCAAUAGUCACAAUGCCCAUGACACAGACCACUUCUUUGCCAAUGAUGGAGGUGACAAAUACAUCUAUGGUAUCAUACCCUGAAGACAUGCAUGACCCUGCCAAACCUAAGAACUCUUCAAUUUUAUGGAAAACUGAAAAUGAAUGGGUAAACAAUGAAAACAUUAUAACAUUACAUAACUUUUCUAACAUGAACACAGAUAGUGCAAAAUAUGUAAGUGAAGAUUCAAAAACAAGUAUAGAAGAUGUAAAUAUAAAUGAUGAGAAUUGUAUGUUUAAAGAGGAGAGAGAUGCCAAUUUUAAUAUGGAGUCAUCAAAUUCAUCGGAGAGUUGUCAAUCAAUGAAAGAUACAUUAAAGCAAGAAUCAGAAGCAGUACCUAAUCUAGUGUCUAGUACAACUGUGGCAAAUCCACAAGUGAAUUCGUCAGUGACACACACUGUUAGAUCUUCUGGAAAGAAAUCAAAAUCUGGAAAAGAGUCAAGCAGGAGUCGCAGCACAAAUAAAGUACCACCAGGGGCUGUAAACCUAGAACGGAGCUAUCAGAUAUGUCAAGCUGUUAUUCAGAACAGUCCAAACCGUGAUGCCCUGCGGAGUCAAUUGAGGCCUCCUCCAGCGCUACUGACGAGACCCACACGGCAACCUCGGCCACCACCUCCUGUUCUAGUUAGACAAGUAUCUGGAGCUGUUAUACAACACAAUGAGAUAAAUGAGAAUCGACCAAACAACAUGGGUCAAUAUAUUCUAGUUCAAAGAACUCCAAACGUUGCACCUCGAGCAUCAAGUGCGCCACCCACCAAUCAGAAUAUAAAUAUUAAUGUAACACGAUGCAGAAGUGUGGGCGCUGACGAUUCUUGCGUCUGCAACUUGCGCGCAAUGAUUCUGUGCAAGAAGUGCGGUGCCUUCUGCCACGACGACUGCAUCGGAUCUGCGGAACUCUGCCUCACCUGUCUUAUACGCUGACCACUGGAGCUUCUCCGAAUACCUUGCCAUAUCCAAGCAAUAGACUGAUAAUAAUUUUACUUUUGUGUUAGGAGUGCAGUGAUACGUUGGACUGAAAGUGAAUUAUGAAGCCAAAUGGAAUGUAAUGUGGUUGUAUGAACGGUGGUGCUAAAUGAUUUAAACAUGUCAAGUCUUCACUUAUUUUCAGGAACAUUUUAGAACGGAGAGUGGCAUGUAGAUCAGGACUGUCUCUGAGACACGUUUUAAUUAUAUUUCAGUGAAAAGUGUGUAAAUAAAUAGUAUCAUUUUGAUAAUAAUCAUUAGAGAGCAAGUGCAGUAAUUUUUAUUAAUGAGCAAAUUAUCCUACAGUGCUAUGCUGUGGGAUGCCUAGGUGCAGUACUAAAUGUAAAAGAUAUAUUUAUACAUUGUAUAUUUCAAAUAAAUUGUAUCUUUGUUAGCAAUACCUAGCUUGUGGAUGGAUACAUAUUAUGUAUAAUAAAUUGUUUCAUAUAUAUAGUAUGAUCAUAAAUUAACAAAAUUGUACUGGAAAUAUUUAUACAUGUGCACAAAUGUUUUGUAGUGAUAUUUUUUAAUAAAAAUAGGUUAUGUAUGUAAAUUUCACAUUCGGAUACAGCUAUAUAAACUUAUUAUGGUUCUGACAGUGAAUGAUUAUGCACCGAAUCAUUAAUAUAUUUAAGAUUUAUGUUUGAAUAUCUAGUUAUUAGAAUAAGACAGUAUAUUUUUGCCAUUUUCUUAUAAUUUUGAAACAUCACAAGUUUUAAGUUUUCACUUCUUUUUCAUCUUAAUAAUGGUAUCAGGUAUCAAAUCGAAGCUAUAAAUAAUAGCAAUUAUAUAAAAUUAAAGUGGCUACUGAAAAUACGAUUGUGCAAAGCUGUAGCAUUGUUUAGCUUCAAAAUCUGUCAGGAUAAACGAUUUUGUUUUGAAAUAUCCAAAUAUCAUUUCAUAUAAUGUUACAAAAUCUUCUUCAUUUUUUUUUUGACAUUGAAUGUAAGGAGAAUCUAUUGUCUCUGCUGAUUUAAAUUAAUAAUAAGUGUUUAAAAUUACGUUUUUUCUACUGGUUUCUUUAUGUUUUGUAAGUGUAUGUACAGAUAUUUAUUGUCUUGAGAAGGCUGAUGAAUGUAACAUCGGAUAUAGUUUUAAGUGAUCGUGUAGAUUUAAAUAUAUAAUUGAAGCUAUCUUUGAAUAUUUACAAUCCUCUGAAUUUUUUUUCAAUUUAAGGUUAGGUUUUUUUUAAUUAAAAAUGCUAAGAUAUAUGGAACUCAGUUUUUAAUACAAAGUUUAGUGUACAUUUAACAUAUUUUGAUAGUUGCACACAUGUAUUUGUAUUUGUCCUUAUUUAUAGUACAGAAAAUUGCUCAUUGUGGUUUAUAACCUAUGUCUCUUAUAUUUAAAUAAUGACUACAAAUUAUUUUACUAUAAAAGUAAUAAUAACUUUAGCAUACUAAUAAACUCGCAAAAUAUUCUAUUAAUGAAAAUAAGUUUUGUAAUUCUUAUUUUUGGAUAAUAAUAGACUGAGGUUGAUGUGGAUUUUCAUACUUGCAAAUUUUUUAUACUAAAAAUGCUUUUUUGAAAGUAUUGCUACAUACUUUCAUGAAUAAAUAGGUACUAAACUAAUUUUGCCUGACUCAAUUUUAUCAAACGAUUUUGUCAAGCCAAAAGGUGUGCGCUAACAUGUUUUGUCCCAUAUUGUUAGAAAUAUGCAUAUUUUUCAUAUUGUAUAGGUGAGCAAUAAAUACGUUAAGAUAUAAAUUUGUUUCAAUAUAUGAAUUACGAAUCGUUAACAUGCUUGCGCCAUUACCAGCCGAGUAAUCAAAUAUCAAAUCGGAAGCGUUUUCCCGUCUUAUUUACAUUUCAAUUCAUUGCAGGGGGGGGCAAUUUCCAUUUUUUUUUUGAUUGAAGACAGUUAUUUAUGGCUCACCUGUAACUAAUGUGCCAUUUUUAUAAAAAAUAUUUAAGAACGGAGAACUUGCGGCUUUCUGCAUAUUAUACAAAUAUUUAUACCCUAGGCUAAGCUAUGUGAACAUUAGCAUCUACAUAGUAUUAAAAUUGUCACAUUCAAAUUUUGAAACUGAUAAAUUAUUUCAUAUCUUUUUUGGUAACAUAUAUUAUCAUUUUUAGUAGGCACGUUUUGUAGCUUCUCUUUCAAGCGUUUUUUUAUGUUGAAUUUAUUAAAGUGUAUUUUUUACAAUACGAAGUUAUUUUAUAGUGCAAAUGAUCGUGAAUAGAAAACGGUUUUUGUGUAUGUAGUUAUAGGGUAUUGGUAAUUUUAUAUAUGCAGUAAAUAUAUAUUUUUGCGAAGUGGAUUUGUAGGAUUGUCCCAACCUGCGUAUUUUUCCUUUUUCGUCCCUCUGCUAUUAUCAUCGUAACACACUAUUUUCAACAACGAUCAUAGUAUGUUUUAUGUACUAGAUACAAUCAGUUUUAAAUUAUACAUAUUCCAAGAAACUUUGGAUUAUAUUUCCUCCAUUAAUAUUUUCAAACUAUAUCAAGGUACUCGCUGCUACUCUUUGGAUCCCUCCACUUAAAAUUAUAUCUCACCCAUACUGAUAGGUACACGUACUACAUUGUCUUGCUUGGAAUAUUAGUUUUUUUUAUAGCAAAUUUGCUGAAAAUAUUAGUAUGGAAACGUGGUUUAUGUUAUUUUAUUAAUACAAAAAUGAGCAUUAUUAUAAAAAUGUUCAUAGAAACAACGUCAAUGUCGACACAUUUAAUUUUAUAUUUAAAAUAUCUAGCGUUUUUUUAUUAUAAUAUACCUACAUACAAUAAUAAAUAGUGCUCAGUAAAUCAUCUAAACUCUCAAUUAAUAAAUAUAUCAAAUCGAUAUCAACUUUUACUAAUAUUUAAUCACAUAAAUUUUGGGGCAUACUUAUAUAUUAAUUAACAUGGACCGUUCAUUGAGAACGAGAUUUCUUUGUUGACACCAUGAACCAGCUAAUUUAUUCAUCGUCAAAAUAAGGUAUAUAAUUAAACAUUUUCAUUUGAAAAUAUUGAAGGGUUUUGCUCCACUCGACGGAAUUUAUUAGAAAACCACAUAGGUUUAUCGGAUUAUGUAAAACACUAAUAGUUCUAUUUGAGUUUUUACAUCAUACAUUUAUUAUGUACAAAAUUCGCAAUUGUUAUUUAUUGGUAUAAGUUAAUUUAAGCACAUGAACACUUUCUCUAAUUAAAAUUAUGUUCUUUAGAAA
Zerene cesonia (dogface butterfly) is the source of this 6675-nucleotide messenger RNA. It is a transcript of the gene Asx, whose product is annotated as polycomb protein Asx. Lineage: Eukaryota; Metazoa; Arthropoda; Insecta; Lepidoptera; Pieridae. The transcript has 7 exons. Gene Ontology annotation, molecular function: DNA binding; chromatin binding. Gene Ontology annotation, biological process: animal organ morphogenesis; positive regulation of transcription by RNA polymerase II. The record is from RefSeq and is a predicted model, not a curated record. Gene Ontology annotation, cellular component: PR-DUB complex. The coding region runs from base 332 to 3490 and encodes 1052 amino acids.